Salvia splendens (bonfire salvia) is the source of this 1210-nucleotide messenger RNA. Its product is annotated as protein POLYCHOME. The record is from RefSeq and is a predicted model, not a curated record. Lineage: Eukaryota; Viridiplantae; Streptophyta; Magnoliopsida; Lamiales; Lamiaceae. Bases 150 to 893 code for a protein of 247 amino acids. Gene Ontology annotation, cellular component: nucleus. The transcript has 3 exons. Gene Ontology annotation, biological process: negative regulation of ubiquitin protein ligase activity; regulation of nuclear division.
UUCAAAUUUCACUUCAUUUUCGACUUUACUGUUUAAAUUGCCGCCCCUCUUUCAUUUCACAAAAUCACCAUUUCACCUCUUUCACAAAAUCAAUUCCCGUUGAUUUUCCUCCAUUUCACCGGAUCAAUCCUUCGAAGGUAUUUGACAAAAUGGCUGUGUCACGAGAUCGGCUAUCGAGGCAGGAUGGCAUCAUAGCAUCUUACAGCCAAAGGAGAGUUUCAAGGAACAUUGGAAGGGGGAAUCCGAUACCUUUUGUUCUUGUGGAUGAUAAUGAGGAAGGGAUAGAUGCAAGGACUCCAUUCCGGUGGAGAGAUACGACGAUGGCUGGUAAUGCUGGAUCCCCGAUAUUUAGGGCUCAGAACUUGUCACAUUUGGUGGGGAGUGGUCGUAGCCGUGUGGGUGGUUUUGGUACUCCGAGUAUAAGGCGCUUUGGAAGGCUGGCAGGGUCGGAGAACUUGGGAAGUAGCCGUGGCCGUGGAGGUGCAUUGCCUGCUUGGUAUCCCAGAAAGCCUCUCAAUGACAUUACUGCUGUAGUGAAGGCAUUUGAAAGAAGAAGAAGAAGGGAGCAACGAGGAGGUGGCGAAGGCCUACAAACAGCAGCUCGUAUUCAACCUAGCACGCCAAGUGCUCAUCUUGAGCAAAACAAAGCUAUGCUUUUGCCGGUUUUGUAUAGGCCAAGAAGCAUAGGCAAAGUUACCAAGAUAUUGCUCGAUAUCACGCAUCAAGAGGGGGGAGACGCAGCAGCUUGUUUGACGCCGCAGAAGAAGCUCUUGAACAGUAUUGAUGUAGUUGAGAGGGUGGUGAUGGAGGAGCUCCAGAAGAUGAAGAGGACUCCAUCUGCCAAGAGGGCCGAGAGGGAGAAAAGGGUCCGGACUUUGAUGUCCAUGCGCUGAGCCUGAGAGGAAAGCUCGUUUGGAAUCGAUUAAAGCUCGUUUGGUCUCUCAACCAAGGUUGAGAUCAAAUGAUUUUGGUCAUAAACUGAUGAUCCAAUUCUUGAGAAUUUUUUUUGUAGGGUCAUUUCUUGAGGACAAGAUACUAGUAGUUGUGUUGAUAUGUUUGUAGCUUUUCUCAUGCUACAAAUCACAUUUCAUAUUCAUUUCUGAUUAGGUUCAGUUUUAGAGAAGCAUCGAUCAUAUGCAUAUGAAUUCUAUUCCAAAGAGAUGUAAAUAAAGGUUUUGUGGCUAUGUUGUAGAACAUGAAUGUUUAAACA